AUGAAGGCCAAUCUCGCUCUCUCUGCUCUUUUCUCUUCUCUUCUUCCCACACUCAUCAAUACUCAAGCAUCCGGAAGUGGUACAACAACCCGAUAUUGGGAUUGCUGUAAAGCAUCCUGCGGUUGGUCCAAAAAGGCUACUCUAGCCACUGGUUCCAACCCCGUCAGUUCCUGCGACAUCUCAAACAACCCACUCACCGACUACAAUGCUGUCUCUUACUGUGCUUCUUCUUCUGGUACUUCAUUCAUGUGUGGCUCACAAACACCUUGGGCAGUCUCAGAUACAAUGAGUUAUGGCUUUGCAGCUACGACGAUCUCGGGUGGAACGGAAGCGAGUUGGUGUUGUGCUUGUUAUCAAUUGACAUUCACGAGCGGACCAGUGGCUGGUAAACAGAUGAUUGUCCAGGCUACUAACACCGGUGGAGAUUUAGGAAGUAACCAAUUCGAUCUUGCUAUUCCCGGCGGUGGUUUCGGUAUCUUCGACGCCUGCACACAUCAAUACCCAUCGACUCCCGCAUCCGCGUGGGGUGCCCAAUACGGCGGUCUCUCCAACCGCACCCAAUGUGCCUCGCUCCCCGCCGCCCUCCAAGCCGGCUGCUACUGGCGCUUCGACUGGUUCCUCAACGCCGACAAUCCCGCCAUCACCUUCAAACAAGUCGCAUGUCCAGCUGCGCUCACCGCCAAAAGCGGUUGCGUACGCGCCAACGAUGCGAUCAACGAGACGCCCACAGGUCCAAGUGCAGUCCCUACGUGGGCGAGUUCAACCGGCGCUGCUGGCUCGACAUCUUCAACAACUGCGAGCACGAGUAAGAGCACGAGUGUGGGUGCAACGAUCAGUACUUCUUCGACCACCAGCAGUGCUGCAAGUGGCGGAACGGGAGCCCCCGUCAUGCGUUAUGGACAGUGUGGCGGAAUUGGUUGGACGGGUUCUACAGCUUGCGCGUUGCCUUACACGUGCUCUGUGUUGAGUCCUUAUUACUCGCAAUGUGCGUGA
Botrytis sinoallii is the source of this 993-nucleotide messenger RNA. RefSeq lists its product as uncharacterized. Gene Ontology annotation, biological process: carbohydrate metabolic process. Gene Ontology annotation, molecular function: cellulose binding; cellulase activity. The record is from RefSeq and is a predicted model, not a curated record. The transcript has 3 exons. The coding region runs from base 1 to 993 and encodes 330 amino acids. NCBI's taxonomy places the organism in Eukaryota, Fungi, Ascomycota, Leotiomycetes, Helotiales, Sclerotiniaceae. Gene Ontology annotation, cellular component: extracellular region.